AUGGCAGCAACUCGUUUCAUCCUGGCACCGUUGGGUGGUGUCUUUGUAGCUACUUCGCUGCUCUACACCUUCCGCCAUACCAUUGCUGUGCGCACACACGACACGGCCCUAGCGCUCAACAGGAUCAAGCUGCAGCUAAACGACAUCGAUCCAGACAACUGGGACAAGGAGGGCAAGGAGCGCGUCACCCGCGAACAGCUCAGGCCCGCCUACGUUGCUCCCGUGCGACCAUCGGUGACGGAAGAGAUCAAGGCUCGAUGGAAUGAGCACGUGAUUGGUGCAGUCGACACGCUGGCCAACGCCAACUACUACGACCUCUUCGCCAACGGCGUCGUCUCUGCCAAGAACAUCGUUUCUCGCUACACAUCGCCUGACGCUUCUUCCUCCGCAGUAGGGACACCGCUGGAGGCGCAAACCGCUGCGACCGGUGGCAUCAAGACUGGCGUCAUCAACACGCAGGGUGUGUCGCUGCGCGAAGAGAACAACACUGUCUCGGCAGCAAGGGAUGCUGUACGUGGUCCGGGGAGCAGCGUUGGUUCACGUCUCGCAAGAGCCGUCGGCCUGGACGCCGGAAAGGUCGAGAAGGUCGUCGAGGCAAAGACGGGGCCGGGCUUUGGCAAGGUCGGCGACGGAUCAGCAGGGCGUACGUUCUACCUCGGUGAAGGCACUAGCUUGCGUUGA
This is a messenger RNA of Sporisorium graminicola, 681 nucleotides long. RefSeq lists its product as uncharacterized. The transcript has 2 exons. Gene Ontology annotation, cellular component: MICOS complex; mitochondrial crista junction. The record is from RefSeq and is a predicted model, not a curated record. NCBI's taxonomy places the organism in Eukaryota, Fungi, Basidiomycota, Ustilaginomycetes, Ustilaginales, Ustilaginaceae. Gene Ontology annotation, biological process: cristae formation. Bases 1 to 681 code for a protein of 226 amino acids.